AUGCACGGCAACGGCGUAAUCGGCGUGCUCCACGAGGGCCGCUACAAGUGGGAGCGCCGCGCGCCGCUCACCCCCGCGCAGUGCGCGCGCCUCCUCGCCGCUUCCGCGAACGGGACCGCCGCGGGGCGCGCGGCGCACGGCGGGCGCGCGGCCGCGGGGUCGAUUCGCAUCAUCGUGCAACCGAGCAGCAAGCGCGUGUUCGCGGAUUCCCAAUACGAGGACGUGGGGUGCGAGAUGUCUGAUGACCUGUCCGAGUGCGGUCUCAUUCUCGGCGUCAAGCAGCCGCCGCUGGGUACGCUGCUUCCCGACCGCUCCUACGCCUUCUUCUCCCACACGCACAAGGGACAGGAGGAGAACCUUCCUCUGCUCGACGAGAUCCUCGCGAAGCGCGUGUCGCUGUACGACUACGAGCUCAUCGUGGGCGACGACGGGCGGCGCGUCGUGGCGUUCGGCGAGUACGCGGGGCGCGCGGGCAUGAUCGACUGCCUGCGCGGACUGGGGGAACGCUACCUGAAUCUGGGUCACCACACGCCGUUCCUCUCCAUCGCGUCGGCCUACAUGUACCCCUCGCUCUCCGCCGCCAAGGCCGCCGUGGUGGCCGCGGGCGACGACAUCUCCACGCACGGCCUGCCGCCCGCGCUCGCGCCGCUCGUCUUCGCCUUCACUGGCACGGGGAAAGUGUCGCAGGGCGCGCAGGAGAUAUUCCGCCUGCUGCCGCACCACUUCGUGAAGCCUGCGGACCUGCCCCAGCUGCUCGCGCGCAAGCCCCCCGCGCAUGGCCACGGGUUGGACCCAUCACAGAAGGUGAUCUACGCAUGUGUGGUGGAGGCGAAGGAUAUGGUAGAGCCCCUUGACAAGGCCGCGCACCCCACCUUUGACAAGGAGCAUUACUACGCCCAUCCGGACCAGUACCGUCCCAUCUUCCAUGAGACCAUUGCGCCCUAUGCCACCGUCAUCGUGAACUGCAUGUAUUGGGAGCACCGCUUCCCCCGCCUGCUAUCCAACGAGCAGCUCAACGCGCUGGCCACAGCCAUGGACAGCGAGGGGAAGGCGGUGCCGAUGCGGCUGGUGGGAGUGGCGGAUAUCACGUGCGACGUGGGGGGAUCUGUGGAGAGCCUCACCCAUUCCACUGAGAUCGAACGCCCCUUCUUCCGCUACGAUCCCAUAAAAAACACAACACACGACGACCUGGAAGGACCCGGGAUAUUCUUCGUGGCGGUAGAUAUCCUUCCUUCAGAGCUCCCCAAAGAAGCCACCAACCACUUCGGCCAGGCGCUCUUCCCCUUCCUGCGCCACCUCGCCUUCUCCCGCACACCCGAGGACGCGCCUGCCGCCAUGCAGCGCGCGUGCAUCACGUACGGGGGGCACCUCUGCCCGCUCUUCGAGUACAUCCACCGCAUCGCCGCUGCGCGCAAGGCCGAGGCGGAGGCAGUCCCAUCAGACAAGAAGUACACCACUCUGGUGUCCCUGAACGGGCACCUGUUUGACCGGUUUCUGAUCAACGACGCGUUGGACGUGAUAGAGAGGGCGGGCGGCACCUUCCAGCUCGCCACGUGCCUCGUCGGCCAGUCCGUUGACUCCAGCUCCUUUGCCGAGAUCCAGGUUUCCGCUACCUCAGAAGAGCAGCUGGCAGGGAUAGUGAACGCGCUGGCGGAGAUAGCGCAGAAGGCGGAGGGGCACGUGCCGGAGAACCCCCUCGACUCGCACACCAACAGCCCCCGCGCCAUUUCCGCUGACACCCUCGCUGCUGUUAAAGCCGCCGCUGCCGCUGCUCUUGCCAAGGAGGAAGCUAAAUCCGCGGCUGCUGCUGCUGCUGCUGCUGCUGCUGCUGCUGCUGCUGCUGCUGAGGCGGGUGGGGCGAAGGGAGAGGUGGAGGAGGGGGUGGGUUUGGGGGUGGGGGUGGAGGAGGGGAAGGAGGUGGAGUAUAAGUGGAGGGUGCUGGUUCUUGGUGCGGGGAGGAUGGUGGUACCGGUGAUUGAUACGCUGGUGCGGUUUGGGGAUGGGGAGAGGUGGUGGGGGGAGGAGGAGGUGGGCGAAGGGGAGAAGCGGCAUGAGGCGCUGCAUGUGACUGUGGCGUCCAUGUUCCUGGAAGAGGCUGUGAAGGCAGUGGAGGGCUUCGAGCACACACACCCUAUGGAGCUGGAUAUCAGUGACACUGCCAAGCUUGACGCUGCCGUUGCACAGGCUGAUGUAGUAAUCAGCAUGCUGCCGCCUGCGUGCCACAUCACGGUCGCCAAUGCUUGUGUGAAGGCGAGCAAGCACCUGGUGACGGCGUCGUAUGUGAGCCCACAGAUGGCGCAACUGGACGAGCCAGCCAAGGCGAGCGGGAUUACGGUGCUCUGUGAAAUGGGGCUGGACCCGGGCAUUGACCACAUGCUAGCGAUGGACAUGAAGCAGCGCAUCGAAGCGGACGGAGGAACCAUCACGUCCUUUGUCUCUCUCUGUGGCGGCCUGCCCGCCCCCGGUGCUGCUGACAACCCCCUGGCCUACAAGUUCAGCUGGAACCCGCGUGGGGCGCUGCUGGCAGGGAGGAACUCCGCUGUGUACAAGAAGGAUGGUGCCCUUGUUGCUGUUAAGGGAGAGGACCUGUUCUCGUCAGCCCAGGCCCUCCGUCUGCCGCACUUCCCUGCAUUUGCGCUCGAGGUGCUGCCCAACCGCGACUCCCUCGGCUAUGCCGACUACUACGGGCUCAGCAGCCCGGAUCGCACUGUUGCUGCUGCCGCUGAUCCCGCUGCUGCUGCUGCGGCGGUAACCGCGGAAACCAUGUUCCGGGGAACGCUGCGCUAUGAAGGUUUCUCCUCCAUAAUGGCGGGCCUGGCGUCCCUCGGCCUCUUCAACCAGGACCCGCACCCUCUCCUCUCCAUCCCCCGCGCCGCGGCCGCCGCAAUCCAAGCCGAAUCCGACCCCACCGCACCGGUCACCACCGAGGCUCCGCGCGACGACGACGACGCGCCCCUCCCCCCUUACCCCACCUACGCGUCCUUCCUGCACGCGCUGGUUACCACUGCGGGGGCUGCUGAUCCCGCUGCGGCUGCUGCGGAUGCGGAGAGGUUGGUGGUGGAGGAGGGUGUUGGGAGUGCGGGCGCGGUGCCAGCGGUGCUGCUGGCGGUGCAGAAAAGGCUUGACGAGCUCGGGCUUGGGAAGGAUGCUGCUCGCAUCGUGAACGCCGUGAGCUGGCUGGGCCUGGCGGCCAAUGAGGAUGUGCCAGAUGGCACGAGCAGCUGCUUUGACCUGCUGUGCCACCGCAUGGAGGAGAGGAUGAAGUUCGGUCCCAGUGAGAAGGACAUGGUGUUGCUGCAUCACGAGCUGGAGGCCUCGUUCCCUGACGGGCGGGCCAAGGAGAAGCACUCAGCCACGCUGCUGGCGUUUGGGGAGGUGGCGUCUGGGGGCGUGUCUGCCAUGGCCCGCACUGUCGGCCUGCCCGCUGCCCUCGGCGCCAUUCUUCUCCUGCAAGGCAAGGUGCAGCAGCAUGGAGUUCUCAGGCCUGUCACCAGCGACAUCUAUGCACCCUCUCUGGUUGCACUGGCCAAGCUCGGUGUGCACUGCAAGGAAGCAUCGGAGAAGCUUCUCUAA
Closterium sp. Yama58-4 is the source of this 3573-nucleotide messenger RNA. The record is from the annotation of a GenBank genome assembly. Lineage: Eukaryota; Viridiplantae; Streptophyta; Zygnematophyceae; Desmidiales; Closteriaceae.